Messenger RNA from Cicer arietinum (chickpea), 1333 nucleotides. Its product is annotated as BTB/POZ domain-containing protein At1g21780-like. The record is from RefSeq and is a predicted model, not a curated record. Gene Ontology annotation, molecular function: protein binding. Lineage: Eukaryota; Viridiplantae; Streptophyta; Magnoliopsida; Fabales; Fabaceae.
UUUGUUAGGAUUAGAAUGGACUUCCUAAUCGGAAUAUUUUGACUUUGUUUUGUUGACGUUGAUGUGUCUUUUUCAGUUACAGAAAGAGUCCAAAAUUUGGUGUGUUAGUUGAGCAACUCAUCACAUACUCACGAAUUCGUGAAUAUAGCAGCAGCGAGAGAUAAAAGAAAUAUCAACAUGGUAGAUACGAAGGUAGAAACAAUUUCACGUUUAGCUCAAUGGAAAAUCGACAACUUUGGCCCUUGUUCCUACAAGAAAUCAGACCCUUUCAAACUCGGAAUUUGGAACUGGCAUUUGUCGAUAGAGAGAAACAGGUAUUUAUACAUUCAUCUAUUUCCAGAACCUUCUCGUGUUUCUAAAGAACAGCCUCCUAUUGCUCGCUUCAUUCUCCGUGUUUCCAAUUCUGCCUCCUCUUCUUCCUCCUCCCGCAAAUUUUACAUUUCUCCUGUUCAUGAAAGGGUGCUUAGAACAUGUGAUGACUUUGUCUGGCCUGUGGAUACUACAUUCCUUGGCCGCAUCAUUAUUGAUGUUGAAUUUCUUGACCUGAAGAUCUAUCCUCUGAAUGGUGGAGAAGCCAGUUCUAUAUGGCCUUCUGAUGGAAAACUACAAUCUGUUGCUACUCAAAACACUCUUCGGUGCCUCUCUCGCAUGCUUUACGAAGCUAUACACGCUGACCUCACCAUUAUAACUGCAGAUGGUACACUUAAGGCCCACAAGGCAGUUAUGUCUGCAAGUUCUCCUGUGUUCCAGGGCUUGUAUCAUGACAUCGGGGAAGAGAAAGAUUCGUCUACAAUCCACAUAGAAGACAUGUCACAAGAAUCAUGCAGGGCCCUUCUGAGUUACUUCUAUGGCACAAUAAAACAUGAAGAUUUCUGGAAGCACAGGCUUGCAUUGCUCGGAGCAGCGAAUAAAUAUGACAUUGGUGAUCUCAAAGAUGCUUGUGAGGAAAGCUUACUUGAAGAUCUUAACUCAGGAAAUGUUUUGGAGAGGCUCAAUGAGGCUUGGAUGUACCAGUUGCACAAGUUAAAGAAAGGAUGUUUCACAUUCUUAUUUGAUUUUGGUAAGAUUUAUGAUGUUAGAGAUGAAGUAAAUACCUUUUUUAGUCAUGCAGACCGGGAACUAAUGCUGGAGAUGUUUCAAGAAGUGCUUACAAUUUGGAAAUAGGUUAUGUCAUUGAACUAUAGAGGAGGGUUAGAACAACAAGUUCGACAGGUGGUGAAAUCAGGUGUGGGAAGGUGCAUCAACUGCGGCUCACGCGCCGAUUUAGUCGAGUACGAUAAAGUUCUGAAGCUCUUUUUCGUUCCCGUUUGGCGGUGGCAAGGGAAGGAUACUC